AUGGUGAAGCAAGGAAUCCAGAUUUACGCCAGAGGAAAGCCGACGAAGCAAAAGACAGGGGUAACUUAGCUUGUACUGAUAAUAAUAAUAAUGGCCGCCAGUUACAUGUACAUGUUGAUUCAUUUUAAGCAAGAUUUGAUAAUUUGUUGCCAUUAUUUUUUGAUAAGCCUAUUUAUACAAAAUGAAAAAAGGAAUGAACUGUCCAGGUAAUUUGUAAGGAAAUCUGAAAUUAUCCAAAUUAGAAAAUAAAAUUUACAACAGGUUAAAACACGUUGUAGGUGGAUUUUUGGUACGGUACUAAUUAUAAGCUUACCCCCGGCUUUUCACAACGAGAUCCCUUUAUUAUUUAUACAUAAAAGAAAUAAUUCUUGAAAAAGUGUAUUGUGCAAGCCAUUCGUGAAGGGUUAUAAAUUACCCUUUUAACUUUGAAACUAUCACAAUUUGUGUUUAAAAAAAUUUACGGAUUUUACAGAAUCGUUUUUCUCUGAAUGUUCUUCAGUUAUUUAGGUUAGUUUAUUUGAUUCUUGACUAAUUUGGUUUAAACAAAAUUCUCUUUGUUGCCCCAAACAUCUGGUUUUUCUCUGAUUUUAAUGGAUCACUUCCUGUAAACCCACUGAAGUGAAAUUUAACCAGCAGACAUCACCUGACUUGUCGUUUAGGUCUUUGAAAUAUUAAUUCUUUUUUAAGGAACUAAUAGAUUGCUUUCUGCUUUUAAGCUUUAUGAAAUUUUCGAAGAUGAGGGUGGAAAUUCUUCUAUUUCCUUCACUGUUCCUAAAGAUCUAGCUGAUGGCUAUAUCAACAACAAGAGAGAAGUUUAUAAAUUUAGGUUUGUAGUUAAUUUAUAUAAGGAAUUGGUUGCUGAUCUACCUGUUGAGUAAGUGAUAUUUAAAACAAACACAAAUCAAUUUGAUACAGUGCUGUGGGAACAAGACUAAAAGGUGCUAUAUAGUGAUAUUUUGGGGAGUGUUACAUGUAUGAGCAAAAUACAAAAAAUAAAAGCCUUAAGAAAGAAGGCUCAAAAUAGGGGUACCCAAAAUUGUGUUUGAAUGACUCUCCUGGCUAAAAUUACUAGACUCUAGGUGUCAUUUUCCAGUUUCUGCAAACAGCUUCAUGUAAGUAAAUUUAUUGCAGCAAAUGACUUUGACAAGAGCUACUGAAUUAACCCUUUAACUUCUGGAUCAAUUUUUUAAUUCUCCUUGCUGUGAACCAUACAAUUCUUAUAGUGUUAGUUCAGAGAAUUUAAUAUUGGAUCAACCAAUUAUCCACAAAUUAAUGUUUUUCUUUAUUCUCAUCACUUAUCUGGUUGAUAUUUUAUUGAUAAUGUAAGGAGAAAUUCUGUCUUGGUCACUCAUGGGAGUUAAAGGGUUAAAAGAAAUCAUCAGCAAAAACAUCCUUUGUCAGUUCAUUAGUGCAUGGGCAUUUAAAGGGUUGCUACAUGCGAGUACCUUAUGGCACUGUUGGAUGGCAAAGAGAUUUAUGUCUGUGAGAAAACCAAGACAGAAAAGGCAAUGAGAGGCUUUAUAAACGUUAAGUUUGAAGUGAGGUUCCAACUUCAUACCCUUUUAUUGCCUUCAUUGCCUUUCUGGUUUUUGUUUUUUCACUGGGUACAAUUUUUCACAGCCCAUGUAUUACUUAGACACAAAUUUUAUGUGUCAAGGGGUUAAGUUUCUGGAUCAAUAUCAGUAUCUGGGCAACUGCCCACCUACCCCUCCCCUAACUCAACAACAGUCAAUUGACAACAAGUUAAGGUUAAUGUUGGGUUGGGGGAGGGGUAGGUGGGCAGUUGCCCAGGUACUGAUAUUGAUCCAAGUUUCCAAGUAAACUGUUGCCGCAUCGGUGGGAGAGUAUAACAGGGUAAUUUAGUAUUAUUAAAUGAGUUUAUAACAUAAAUAUUGGCCACUGUUAAGAGUUUUAAAGCUGAUGUUUUUGAGUGUUAGCCCUUUAUAAUAGCAAAUUGAAAUGAUUUGCUCUGACAAAGGGCUAAUGCUGGAAAUGUCAGCUUUGAAACUCUUUAUGGUGGCCAAUAUUUAUGUUAUCAACUCAGUUGAUGAUACUAAAUUACCCUCACCCCUGUUAUAAAUUUUAUGUGGUCAACUGCUUUGAAAAUGAGGGCUUUUUUUAGAGGAAAAAAAACAAAACAAAAAUUACAGUACAUUGUUCAAUAUCAUUAUUAAGAGUUUCAAAGAGAUUGUCAUAGUUGACCUUAUUGUUAGUAUUGCUCUGCAAUAUUCUACGUUGUUGGUAUUUAAGUUACUCAUGUAAUUUCAUAAACUUUUGUUUCUGUUCAAAAUAAAUGUAAUAGGUUCAAUAAAGUGUUUGAUCAAGACUGCAAGCAAGAUGAGGUUUUUGAAGAAGUUGCACAAGGAGUUAUAGACAAGUAAGUAUACUGUGUAUAUAAUUGGAUUGUGUCUCAGUCUUAAUCCUUUAAACCCUAGGAGUGACUAGCAUCAAAUUUCUCCCUACAAUAUCAACCCUGAAUCACAUGUUGAGGUCAUGAGAAUAAAGAAAAUGAUCACCAAUGAAAGAAGUAUCUGAUUGGUGAACAAAUUCUCCUUGUCAGCACCUUAGGAAAUAUAUAAAGAGCAGUAUGGAGAAUAUGCAUACUGAUUUUAGGGUUUUAAGGGUUAAAGUUGAUUAUGCUGAAUAUCUCUGCUUAAUGUUCAUUUGAACAGAGUAAGAGAAAACUACAGUCAUGCAGGCUGAAAUUUUUGUUCUUUUGUGAAUGAAAGUGCAUUGUCAAGAAUAUUGCUGAGUCAAAUAAAAAUCACAGGCUGUUUGUAAUAUAAAGGCACUCAUAUCUUAAUAUUUAGAUUGUUACGAGGAGUACAAUUAGUUGUACAAUGUAUGAUGCUCCAACUGAGAGUGAAUAUCUUAUUUCUGAGUUGCUGUUGGCUCAUUUUCUUUCAGUGUCUUGACUGGUUACAAUGGAACAAUCUUUGCAUAUGGUCAGGUACAUGAACACAGGCCCACAAAUAUUACAGUAUCUUUGCCAUCCUUAUGGUCUAUUAUUAGCCACCUAAAGUAUUUGAAAUGUGCUAUGUACUAAGUGCAUGAUUGUGUUCAAGAUACUAUGAUAAUCAUGCUCUUUUCCAUAAGCUCUAUGCAUAUGUGCGAGGUGUGGCUGUGCUUUUGCAGUGUGCUAAAUGUUACGUAAACUAAACAGUUACUGUUUAUCUUGCAUGUAGACAGGAUCGGGUAAGACGUUUACGAUCACAGGAGGUGCUGAGCGUUACGUUGAUAGAGGAUUAAUUCCAAGAUCACUUUCUUACAUCUUUGAGUAUUUUGAGAAGGUUGGUAACUUUGUUUGUUGUUUGGUAAUGUCAUCAAUGUUAAAUAUUGAUAAUUCUUCAUGGUAACUUCCUCUUUAUCAUAUUAAAAUAGUCUUUGAGUUUUUAAUUUUCCGUACUAAAUUACCAUGCACACUUUUUGCAUUUUAUCUGGGAUUUGUUGCAUGUGCUCCUUUAGCCUAUAAGAAUGCAAAAUUGUCAUGUUGUGUACUAUUAACAAUGCAAGCUAUCCAUUAUGUAAUAGGCUUUUUUUUUCUAAAUUUUGUCACCAGCAUCCAGGCACAGUGUUCACUGCUCAUAUAUCUUAUCUUGAGAUCUACAAUGAAAAUGGGUAUGAUCUUUUGGACCCCAAACAUGAGGCUUGCAAGCUGGAAGAUUUACCGUGAGUGAGAGCCUAUUAUUUCAAAAUUAUGCAAAUUUAGUAUACAACUUCUUGGCCAUUUGUAACAGCUGGCUGAUUUCUGAAUGGUUUCAAGGGUUUUGGCAACUUUUUAAAGUGAUGGAAAUUUUGGAAAAACUGUUAAGAUGAUUUUGUGAUUAAAAAAAGCCAAUAUUAGUUACCUUUAGUACUUCUUUUAGGGUAAAUAAACUAACAAAAUUUUUUUUUUUACUUAUUACUAAGUAUGAAAAUAAUCUUAUAAUUUUAGUUCAAUUGAGAAUAUGGUAUUAAAUCAAACACUUUCCUCCAGUUGAUGUUUUUUUUUAAUUCUUGGCAUCUUUCUGCUCGGAAAUUUAUUGAUAAUGCAAGGAGAAAUUCAUUUCUGGUCAAUCUUGGGUCUGUGAACAUGGUUAACUGACAGGCUUUCUUCUCCUCCACAGCAAAGUAAACUUAUUUGAAGACAGUGACAAUAAUGUCCAUCUCAAGAAUCUUUCCCUACACCAAGCAAGCAAUGAAGAGGAAGGUGAGAUGAGGUGUUUAGAUGCAGUUUUCACCAUUAAGUAGGAAGCUUCCUGUAAACUGAUGUGAGAAGUUACUGGAGAACGAUGGCAGUGUGUACAAUGCGUCAGUGACUAACCUGUAUACACGGAAAAUGGAGCUCAAUCAAGUUGUUAGUGCCUAAAGUGCCGCAGAUGGGCAACCAUGUUGAAGAAUUGCAUGAUUUUCAGCAUACAUUUAGUUCUGAGCGAACUGCCUUGUGUGUCUUAACUGUAUUUAUUUAGUGACUGAUUCUAUUUUUGCUCUUUUUAGCUCUCAAUUUGUUGUUUCUUGGGGACACAAACAGGAUGAUAGCCGAGGUGAGUUACUGUAUUGUGAGGCAAUAUUUUUAAUAAGAGAACAUGCGCACGUGGUAUUAGCCCGUUUUAAAGAUUCUCCAGUUUUCUUAAACCUAUAGAUAUCUUUAACAACGUGCACAAGAAUUAUUAGAGCAUCUGAUAAGUUAGAUCCUUGGUUCUGGAAAAAAGCGCUGUUCGUCCCCUAAUUAUCUCUUAUCCCGCAUUUCUGACCUCUAUUCCCGGCCCGCACCUUUGAUCACUAAUCCCGUACACCUUGUUACGAACUUGUAAUACGAUUGAGGUAUAAAAUCGUCCCUCUUUACAAACUUUUUACCAUUAUAACUGAAUGAGAGCAACAGCAUUUCCCGAUUGUGUAACCUUUUCUUCUGAUCAUUUUCGUAUUUUGGUUAUUUCUUAUUUCGAUUGUAAACCUUUUAACACUACAGACACCAAUGAAUCAAGCGUCUACCAGAUCACAUUGUAUUUUCACCAUCCAUAUCUCCACCCGUGAUCCAGGAUCAGCGACCAUCAGACGAGCCAAGCUUCACUUGGUUGACCUUGCAGGGUAAACAGACGAUAAGAAACGUUAUUGCACGCAGCUGUAGUUCUGAAACAUUUCAAGAAACUGGCGGAGCUCUCUUUGUGUGUUUAUUUAUUUAACUAUUGUUUUGUACGUAUAGGUCUGAGAGAGUUGGCAAGACCAAUGUCGGAGGAACCUUGCUAACAGAAGCCAAGUAUAUAAAUUUGUCACUUCACUACCUUGAACAGGUGAAUGCAUCACGCAAUUUUGAAAAUAAGGGGAUGUAUGAGUUAACGAACGAACAUGGAAAGGAUGUAACAUAGAGAGAGUGAAACAAACAAACGAUCACUUAAGCGAACGAUAGAACGAAAGAUCGCAUGACGCAGUUCAAACAAAAGAACGAAUGAUCGGAUGGACUAACAGAUGAAUGAAGAAACGAACUCACAGACUUCAAAAUUAUCUUUAUUUCAAUAAUCUGUUGUCUUCCCAGGUGAUAGUGGCGUUAUCAGAGAAGUCAAGAAGCCACAUCCCAUACAGAAACUCGAUGAUGACGUCAGUCCUCAGAGACAGGUGAACAUAUUUUGAAAACAUUCAAGUCGCUGUUAAGGUAGCUGGUGUCAGUCCCGGCGGAGUCAGACCCCCGGUCCAACUCCGCUAGCGGACAUGGACCCCCCAGUCCAAAGUAAGGUGGCAGAUGUGAACCCCCACUCGCUGAUUUGGACUCUCCCCCCCCCCCCCUUACAAAAUUGUUUUUUCAGUUUCCUCCCCAUCAUGAAUCUGGUGUUGCAUUAGUUCCUCUAUGAGAUCCCAUGGUAUUUUUAAGUCAAAUUUGGUGCUUAUGUUUAUUUGUUGCUUCCAUUGCAGUCUCGGAGGGAAUUGCAUGACGUCCAUGAUAGCAACUUGCUCCCUUGAUAGGAAAAACUUGGAUGUAAGUUGCAUUAUUAUCAUCGUUACCGUUAAAUAUCUCUCGUCUACAGCUUUACGAGAGCUUGACGAGUGCGUGAAUUUCCAUCGUCUGGAAGCGUGAUCGCAUCGGUGCUGCACGAGCUAUCAAAGAGACAAAGCAACCAUUUGUUGUCUUUCUAAUUAUUUCAUCUGACUGUCAUAUUUAUUCCGUACAUUGUGGAGGUAUUCUUAGACACUGAAUGAUGUAAGACUUAGAGAUUUCAUCUGUAGUGUAGAGAUGAAGAAAGAAUUGAGGGCACUUUCUUUUUUGUUCGAUAGGAAUCCAUUUCAACUUGUAGAUUUGCGCAGCGAGUGGCCAUGAUCAAGAAUGAUGUACUGCUCAACGAGGAGAUUGAUCCUAAACUGGUCAGUGAAAUUAAUUGUUUUUUUAUAGAAGAAAAUAGUGGCUCAUUGGAUUGAAAGAAAUUUGUUUUGCUGUGACUUUUAUUCCUUCGAACUUUGGCGUGUAUCGGGUCCAUCAGUAUUUUUUUGUGCUGUUUGUAAGAAAUGCGAAAUGCAAACGUGGUUGAAAAUAUGCAAUGUCUGACUUAAAGUAAUUGCGAGAGUCAAAAAGAAAAUUCGGAAUCAGUUCGGUUUUAGCUCACUACGCUUUGUAUUUUUGGCCAGGAACCCCCCCAACUCCCUCUGAACCAAUUAGUUGCAAAACUCAUAGAUUUUCGUCUAUCAGGCUCUUCUGUGCUCGAUCGAUGUGCUUAGGAGUAUUUACUCUGGGUUCUCAAACAAAGCUCCAUUCGAUUGUUUUUUCCCUUUUUUUUGUUGAGCGGCUGUUGUGACUAAUUGGGGUGAGAUUUUACGUUCGUCAAUCGAAAAGCGCUCCAUGUAAACAAUAUCGAUCUUUGUUUGUUUUGUUAUCGUACUAUAGUUGAUUGCUCAACUCAAGGCGGAAGUGCAGAGACUCAAAGAUGAACUUGCGAUGUCCACAGGACAAGAAUACACUGGCGAGCUAACGGAAGAUGAAUUGGAUAGGUGCCGUUUGUAUUUUUGUUCUCAAGUCAUCAUUUAGGCUUGCGUUUAUUCACGUUCCAAGUGGUGGAUAUGAUCUAAUGAAGUUAGCAAAUUGUUUCCCUUUAGACUGCGCAGAAUGGUGAAAAGUUACAUCGAAGAUUCUGAUCCGGAAUCAUCCCUCAGUGUUGGAGCUGACAUGAGAAAGAUCAACUACUGCUUCCAGCUACUCAAAGUAAGUCAUCAAAGAGUCUUGUGAGCUCAGUCUUAAAUUUUAGUAGAGCCAUAAUAUUUUUACCCCGUUUGCAGUUUGUGAUUUGUGUGGACCAUUUGAUCGGUUUAUCAAAAGCGGUAGAUAGAACGAAGGAACAUUAGGAUAGUUCCUCUGUACCGAACGCCUUGCACAAUAUUUGUUCUUUUAUACUUUGAUUUCUUCCUGCAGAAUCACGUGUUGGAGAAGAGCAAGAAAACCCAUCUCCUCCCCCACAGAGGUAAAGUUUUCUCAGUAUGUUUCAGGUUUCCUAAGCAGUUGCGAACGUUCAGUUCCUGAACGUUGUAUGAUGGCCUGUUGAUCAGUGUUCUCGAUUGGAGUGAACUGGUACCAAGCCGAGCUUUCGGUGGCUCGAGUGCUAGUCGGGGAGUUAUGUUGUGUUCUUAGGCAAGACAAUUUACACUCACAUGCCUUCCCAAAAAACCGCCAGCUCUGUGAGCCUUGGUAGUUUCUAACCUCAGCGCGGUUUAGUGAGUAGAAUCAUGCUUUCUUUGUCUUUCGCUCUCUCACUUGUAGGACUCCAGCAAUUGAUGGCGUCCUCGACAGCAGUUACUUAGGCAACCAUACUGAAGUGAACAAGCUUAAGGAGCUCAUUCGACAGCGAGAUAACGAGAUCAAUAUCCUUUAUCAUCGGUUUGAAAAGAGGUAUUGGUAUAACAGCUGGUUAUGUUGUGGCUGUAUGAACUGGCUCACACGUGGCUAUGUCUUGUUAGGCUCCUAAAGGAGUGCUCUACGAUGUUUAUUGAGUUCGGUUCUGCAAGGCGCAAAAUUUGCUCUUAAUUUAUUGAGAUUUCAUGAAAUGGUAGUUCGAAAAGAUAGAACAUGUUUACGAGUAAACUGUGGAGACAUGUCUAAUGUUGUAUUGUUUUAUGGGGACUAUCCGCUGUUUGUUUGUGUUUGUUUGUGUUCCUUGUUUCAACUGGCAAAUCUUUAAUGUUGCAAACAGUUGGCGAUGAGUGCGAAAAAGUUCUGCUUUACCCUUUGAAUUUCUGUUCAUCAGUUGAUAAAUAUGCACAGGCUUGCUUAGGUGAUCAAAAAAAUUUCGCCUUAGGUACAUUAUCAGGUAAACAAGGGAUGGGAAUAGAUAUAAUUAGUAAUUACUGUUACAUAUAGUGUGUAGGGCAAUACAAACGAUACUUAGCGCUAAUAAUAUGAAUUAUUUUAUUGAAAACUUAAACGCUUAACAAAAGACUAGAAUUCUGCUCUACUUUAACCUGUGAUAACCACAUAACCUUCCAUUUACUUUCGAUCUCUAAGAGCGAUAAACGUUAACCAUUGCAAUUCACAAUUUUUAAACACAAGUUUUACUUUAAUGUAACCUAAAACGUAACAGUGGACAAUAAACUUCUAAUCAAGUAAUUAAAACGGUUCCUUGCGUGGUAGCGACAUCAGUAAAGUGUUAUGCCCUUGAUCGAAUUCUUGAAAUAAAGUUAAACCUGUGGCCAACGUGCUUUAAAAAGUUUUAGGAUCGUUAGAGAGCUGCGUUGCUCAUAAAUUCUUGCUUUAAAACCAGUAUUUAUGGUCUUCUGUAACAAAGCGGUCAAGCAGCACAUCAAGUAAACAGCAAUGAAAUAUCGCUAGGAAAACUAACUAUGACAAACCUGUGUUUCUAAGGCUGAACUGGGAAACUACUGGAUUGACUAGCCGCGUUGCGUUGUUCGCGAGCGCGACUGUGGAGAGAUUCACAAACCUGUUUAAACUGGAUGAACUAGAUGAGAGUUCCAAGUUGACCAAGGAAGAGCACAGCCGAUACCUCACGAACACGCACGAGGAAGAAGAUGCGUUUAUCGGACAGAUGGACCGAGAGGCGACUCUCACGCUCGGGAAACUGUCGGCCGAUGUGGAGAAUUUUACGCUGAGAGAGCUGAAGCAGAUUCACAGGCGUUCACGAGUGGCUAUCGAGGCUGGAAUGACAAAUAACUUGCAUGUUCACAAGCAUAUUAUCAAAUUGUUGGAAAGUCAUGUUGUGUUUGAUUCGGAACGGCAUCAAAUGCGGUUGUUAGAUAUCGCUCGGAAAGAAGUGAUAGCAGGUUACAAAACAGCGUUAGAGCGCUGCUCCACUUCUCAUGACAGGCUCAGAGACGCCGAAAAACAAAGAUUACAAGCUGAGGAGGAUUACAUCGAAGCUGUGAUGGUAUUGAAUCGAGCAGAGCAAGAGAAAAAGAAAGUUAUAGCCGUGAUUGAAACCCAACAAGAUGGCGGGAGUAGAAGGAGGACGACAUCCAUGUGAACGGAGCAAAAGUUUAUGAGAACGCCGUAUCUGUAUCGUAAUUGUCUAUUUCGUGCAGCACUUGGUAUAGUUCAAUGCUUUCAAUAGAGAAAGUGGGCGCACUGGAACUUGAUUUAAAAGUCAACAACUGUUGUUUAGUCUCGGAGAGUUAGAGUUCGACUGUCUUUGCAGAGAGCGAUUUCACCAAGAGCGGGGCCAAGUUGGCCUUACAGCUGAAUAGCUUUGUAGUCUAAACCAUGCAAAAUAAUUCGUUGUCUUUUAAAGAUAAAACGUUGGUAUCGCAGGUUUUCAUCAUUUCGCCC
Molecule: messenger RNA, 9733 nt
Organism: Pocillopora meandrina
Lineage: Eukaryota; Metazoa; Cnidaria; Anthozoa; Scleractinia; Pocilloporidae
Source: the annotation of a GenBank genome assembly